Molecule: messenger RNA, 447 nt
Organism: Pollicipes pollicipes
Lineage: Eukaryota; Metazoa; Arthropoda; Thecostraca; Pollicipedomorpha; Pollicipedidae
Exons: 4
Coding region: 28-447 (139 amino acids)
Source: RefSeq, a predicted model, not a curated record
GGCACGAGGUGCACGCGUCAGUCCGUCAUGGCCGCGGCCCGGCCGGCAGCCGUGCUGCUGCUCGCCGCCCUGUGUCUGACCGCCGCCGCCGCCACUCGAGACGCCGCCCCGCUGCGUGCCCUCCGCACGGAGGAAGGCAACAUCGACGACCUCAUCUCCAAGAUCCAGCAACUACAACAGCAGAAGAGGCAGCAGACGCCGACCACCCACCGCCCGGAGCCGACCGCGGCGACCACCGGCCACCCGCAGCGUCAGUUCGCUUACUACCCGAGCGACCCCGAGUACCGCGCGCCACGGCCGGUGCCCCUGGCCGCGACCCGCCAUGACCCAACGGGGUCAGCUCAGAAGCAGGGCGCGCCCAGAGCCGCCACGAGGCCAGGAGUACGCCAUGUGCAGGGCGGCGUCCAGACGGCGCACCAGCCCCUGGCGAUGAUGGACAUUGAGUGA